UCCAUUGUAUUUAGAAAUGGAUUCUAGUCGUUCAUCAAGCAACCGAGCUUCGAACUCAUCUGCUUCGCUAAGUGCCAAUAGUUUGCCUUCCCAAAAGGCGGACCAGACGGCGGCAGCAGCCGCGUCACUGAACUUGUUGUUGCGUGAAGAUCGUCUCCUGGUGAUCCAUGGUUUGACCGAAUCGGGUACUCAGCCUGACAAGGUGGCCUUUCCGUACGCGGCGGCACUUUUAGCAGACGGAGAUGAUAGCAAUACUGUCAAUACGAAACAACGUGCUGAUGGAGCGUUGCAGGAUGUCGAGCGGAAACUAGCUUUGGUCGAGAGCCUUGCCGUGAAACUCAGUCGCACCAGCCCUGAGGCCGUUGCAGGCCAUCUACUCAGAUUGCAUGGAUAUCAUCUUCCUAAAGAGGGCCUUAAAGAAGAUAAGCCAUCCAGCACGACGCUAUCAGCGGUUAGAGACAAAGCUGAUCGCCUGGAACGGCAAUCCGAAGUUCUGGAGAAUGUAGCUCGACGAGUGGAGGGAUCAUUGUCACGGGGCUUGAAACGUAUGGAGACUGCGUGUACUCGUCUUGAACGGGUUCUGUCACUGAGCAAUACGCUAAAAAUGAUACUGAGACUUCAGUUCGAAAAUAGCAAGUUGCAAAAUUACGAUCUGGAGGACUUACGUGACCUGACUCGUGCCGCCGCCAGCGUCUCGGUAGUCGAGGAUUUGCUGAAGCGCUCUGAACUACAAGCCUCGAUUGAAGCCAUACAAAAGAUACGCCCCGAGGUCGAACGCACUGCAACUGAUGUACGCCAAUCAGCCGCUAUGCUGUUGCAGGAUCAGUAUCAUCAAAAAAAUGCUAUUCAUCAGCUGGGCGGUACUCUUCAAGUGUAUUACCAUUUAGGAGAAUUACCGGGGGCCGUUUGGAAAGUAGUGGAAAACGCGCACGGUAAAGCAGAAUCUACAUCUCGAGAUUUAUGGAACGCAUUGACCCUAAUGAAUUUGACAGAACAGGCCAAAAAGACAGCCAAAGAUAGCCGGUCCGUGGAAAAGAAGCUCAAGCAAAUGCGGGCAGAAGCUGCAUCUCAAUGGGCGAAUGGUAUCUACGACGUGUCAACACAGGUGCGAAAUUUACAGCGAGUGCUUAUGCGCAAAAGCGAUCCAAUACAGCGCCAAUUUUUUGUGGACGUCGUGGCCGCCGCAUCAAUUCCAGCCGCCUUCAGAGAUUCGUCUCUCGGAAAAGACUUUUCUUUGUUUGGUCUAUUUUGGGGGCGCUUUUGCAAAUCCCUGGGAAUUAUUUUGGAAGAUAUUUUGCAACAGGACAAUGGAAAACAUCGCUCGGACGUCGCAAGCCUGUAUCCGUCUGUGCGUAGCGUUUCGAACGACAUGUUGAGCACUUUGCAGGAUAAUUUGAAUGCAGGCAAUUCAGCAUUGGAGGACCUUGGAACUGCUGCAACCCCAGGUAUUCUCGGAGGAUCUGCUCUCUUAGAUGACACAUUUCUGGACUGGACAACGGGCCAGUUCGAUGUAGAGGAGAAUCCGCAAUCUGCCACCACACCUGAUUCCUGGACCCAUACUACUCAACGCAGCGCAUCGGCGAAACACCCUUCGCAACGUUUUUCGGCCUCAGGUGGGACAGGCUCUGCUACGAUGUCUCAAAUAUAUCAAUCGAUGGAGUGGAAUACUUUACAGGGAGAUAAGAAGGGACGCCAUGGGCUUUAUCCAUUACAACAAGCAUUUAUUGAAGCCUGUACGGACAGGCUAUGUUCUCCACUUCAAUUCAUGUUCCCAGAAAACGUUGCUCUUGACGACGACGGUGUCGCCAUUGCUUCCGGGCUCAGUAUGUUGCCCAGCAAGUACGAUAUUCAACGCUUUGACGAAAACAUCCGUCAGGAAAUUUCGUUGGCUGACCCGAAAGAAGGCGGCGGUGAUCUAAGCAGUGUUACUAUGAUAGCCAACUGUGUCGUGUCUAUGAUUUCAGAGCUCUGCCUCCGAGCAAAGAAUGCGUUGAGUGGUAUUGGAGAAUCAGGAUAUCUGAAUAGUGAUUGGUCAAUGACGGAAUCGCUGAAGCAUGAUCGAAAGGUGACAGUGAUUCUUUUCACUGUGGCAAAUUACUUGCGUAUCGCGCCUGAUACAGUGUUUUUGGCACCAUACCGUCCGUCCAUUUCAUUGCAACAAGAAGAAGCAGCGAGCGUCUGCCAAGUCGCACUGCAACCGGCUCUCAAGGAGAUUGAGAAAAUGGUUAAAAAUUCUGUGACCUCACCUUUAGGACGAGCAAUCAAUAAGCGAAUUGGUGACACCAUGGCAAAAAUGCAUCAAGGUGUCUAUCUUGGUAGCAAUGUGGGUAUCGACGAAGACUCCCCUGCCUUUGUGCAGAAACACUUGAACGGCAUUUACGAAAUCAUUUCGAAAGAAAUUCUUUCGAAGUUGCCUCCAGAAUAUGGGUCGGCUGUGGCGACAUCUGUGGCAAUGUUUUCGAUCUAUAAUUUUGUGUCAAAUUUUACUCUGCUUCGACCUUUGGGUGAAUCGGCUCGUCUGCAUAUUACGCAGGACUUGGCCGACCUUGAGCUUGCACUGGAACAGCUCAUGUUGAAGAGCGGAAAUUCUGUUUCUUUGCAUUUUAUUGGAAACGGCAAGCCGUACUUGGAACUCCGUGCCGUUCGCCAAAUGCUGUUUUGGACGGGGUUGGACAGCGCUGAUAAACAAGCCGUGGAUGUCGCCAAAAGCUUGUUGCGCGAACCGUGGAUGAAGGAUGUACGUCCGUCAACUAUCUUUCACUAUUUGUACUCGUACGCGCCUUCGUUUUUGUCAUCCCCAUACCAUACGAGACGUAUGAAGCCAGAAGCUUACGUUCGGUUGUUGGUGAAGCCAGAUGGCUCCGUAGAGGAGACAGAAGACGAUGCUUGGAUGACAGUUAUGGCGAGCUGCGAUGCUUACCAACAAAGAGCAAGCUCUGGAGGCUCAAAUAUGGAUGGAGACAUUCGAGUGGCUGAAAAGCUUUUGACUAUGGGACCGGAUGUUAUGCGUCGGCGAGGACAUUAGAUGUAAAUGUCUCAUCCCUCCUGGUGCUUAUUGGUUUAUUUAAACUAGUUCGUCUUGUGUUCAUUG
Molecule: messenger RNA, 3091 nt
Organism: Phaeodactylum tricornutum CCAP 1055/1
Lineage: Eukaryota; Bacillariophyta; Bacillariophyceae; Surirellales; Neidiaceae
Exons: 1
Coding region: 17-3025 (1002 amino acids)
Biological process (GO): intra-Golgi vesicle-mediated transport
Cellular component (GO): COG complex
Source: RefSeq, a predicted model, not a curated record